AUGUCACCGAGGACCCCUCCUCCUCUUCCUCCUCCUCUUCCUCUGGGAAUCAUCUUCUUCUGUGUUCUCACAGCUCAAGGAUCAUUCAGAGGUGGCGACAACGAGCCUGCUCCUGUCGUCCAUCUUUCUAAUGACGAUUACGAGUGGACCUCGUGGUACAAUGUAGACCACCCUGGAGGCCGUGGAGACUACGAACAGCUGGAUGCCAUUCGUUUCUAUUACCGCACCCGAGUGUGUGAGAGCCCAAGAGCAGUCGAAGCCAGAACCACAGAAUGGGUCUCAGCUCGAGAAACGGGGGAAGUGGUCCACGCAGACCCAACGGUGGGAUUCUGGUGCCUCAAUGCUGAGCAAAGUCCUGGACACAUCUGCUCUAAUUACGCAGUUCGUUUUCUUUGUCCUAAAGGUUUGGAUAAAAACUAACUUUUUAUAUAUACUACAGGUUCGGACGUUCAGGUAACCUGGGCUCUGUGGUCAGGCUGGAGCCCAUGUCCUGCCCUCUGUGGUCAAGUGGGUGUGCAGCUUCGCUAUCGAAGCUGCCAGUCUCAAUCGGCGUCUUGCAGUGGGUCUAAACUAGAAGGGAAACCUUGCAACGGGCCAGAGUGCAAACAGACCGACUGUUCCUUGCACUGUGUGAUGGGGAGAGUGAAUGCUGACUGCGAUGCUUGCAUGUGUGACGAGCACAUCCUUUUGGGUUCCGUGCGCAGAGCUGGAGGUCUGAUUGCUGAGGGGGCUGCCAUCCUUCGCUCGGGCAAACUCCUUACUAUAACAGACCACAACGGCCAUUUCCGCAUCCUUGGCGUCUGCCCUGACGGCAACACAACAUUAACAGUCAGCUUGCAGGGUCAUGCCGCCCUCAACGUGGUCGUGCCCAUCAGCGCUGAGCGCACCUCAGUUCUCAGUGUGCAGCUGAAAAGAGCCGAAAAGCUUCAUGUCAUAAGCAACCCUGAGAGCAAGGUCAGGAGGGAAGGACAAAGUACUGCUUUCUGCUGCAAGGUGGCUGGAACUCCGGAGCCUGACAAGUAUCAGUGGUUUCAUAACAACAGUCUUAUGGAAAUCCAUUCUGAAAGCACAUUGGUCCUAAAAGAUUUACGGUCUGAGCAGGCAGGGGAGUACUACUGCAGAGCAAGUGGUCCAUCUGGAGCUGUUAAGACUAAACCAGCUGUUCUCAGGAUCAUAGGUAGAGACGAGCAGCACACGUGUCACCCAGAGCCUAAAUCUCACCUCAUCCGUCUUCCCCACGACUGCUACCAAAACAGCACAAACUCCUUCUACCACAACGUGGGCAAAUGCCCCUUGAGUGCAUGUGCUGGACAGCUGGACAAUGGCAUCAGGUGCAAAGACAAAGUGGCUUACUGCUGUGGUGUGGCAAAGAUGGAGAAGAGGCAGCUAAUGUGCCAGGGCUACCAGCUGCCCACCAUGGUGGUGACAGAGUGUGGCUGUCAGAAAUGUGUGGACACCAAGGCCAUUGUACACGGCAGAGCUAUCGCUGCAGACAACGGUGAGCCAAUGAGGUUUGGUCAUAUCUUCAUGAAUGGAGUCAGAAUCAGCCGCACAGGCUACAAAGGCACCUUCUCCAUUCAGGUUCCCAAAGACGCUGAAAGGCUGGUGCUAACUUUUGUAGACAACAUGCAAAAAUUUGUCAACACUACAAAGGUACUUCCAUUUAACGCUAAAGGCGGGGCUGUUUAUCACGAGAUCAAACUUCUACGAAAAAAAGUUCCAGUGACCAUCAAUCCCUUGGAAACCAACACAUUGGAGCUUGGAGAUGAAGGAGGCCAGGAGGCAAUGGUCCAGAUCCAGAUUCCCCCCUAUUCUUUUUAUAAGGAAAAUGGAGAAGUAUUCACUGGUAACGUCAAUGCAAGUGUUACAUUUCUAGACCCCAGAGAUGUCUCCACAGCUGCUGCUGCUCCAAGUGAUCUCAAUUUCAUAGGAGAUGAAGGCGAUGUCCUGCCACUGAGAACCUAUGGCAUGUUUUCAGUUGAUUUUAGAGGUGAGGAAAACAAUGAACCCCUUAAUGCAGGUGAGGUAAAGGUGUUCCUGGAUUCUGCUCAGGUGAAGAUGUCUGAGCACCUCAACACCAUGAAGCUAUGGUCAUUGAACCCUGAAACCGGCUUGUGGGAGGAGGAAGGAAGUCUGCAUCUGGAGAAGAAAAAAAGAGGCAAACGAGAAGAGAGAACAUUUCUGAUUGGAAAUAUGGAGAUCAGAGAGAGACGUUUGUUUAACCUGGACGUGCCAGAGAACCGCAGGUGUUAUGUGAAAGUGAGAGCUUUUCGAAGUGAACGCUUUAUAAACAGCCAACAGGUAGAGGGAGUUGUAGUGAGCCUCAUAAACAUGGAACCAACGGCUGGUUUCUCCUCAAAUCCACGUGCCUGGGGUCGAUUUGAUAGUGUUGUCACUGGCCCAAGUGGAGCCUGUCUUCCUGCCUUUUGCGAUGAUCAAAAGCCUGAUGCCUAUAUUGCAUAUGUAAUGGCCAACCUUGGAGGGGAGGAACUGGAGGCUGUCUCGUCUGCUCCCAAACUCAAUCCAAGUCUUAUUGGAGUACCACAGCCUUACCUGGGAAAACUCAACUACAGGCGGACUGACCAUGAGGACUCCCAAGUGAAAAAGACUGCUUUCAGUAUCAAUGUGGCAAAACCAAGUCCCAAUGUAGCAGAGGAAGCAAAUGGGCCAGUGUACGCAUUUGAGAAUUUGAAAAAAUGUGAGGAGGCCCCAUUCAGUGCAGCUCACUUCCGGUUUUCACGAGUUGAAGGAGACGGUUACGAUUAUAACACGGUGCCAUUCAAUGAAGAUAACUCAAUGAGCUGGACAGAGAAUUACCUGAGUUGGUGGCCCAAACCUAUGGAAUAUAGGGCCUGCUACAUCAAGAUCAAGAUUAAAAGCCCAUAUGAAAUUAAUGUUCGCUCUCGCAACAUGGGUGGCACCCAUCCAAAGACUGUAGGCCAGCUUUAUGGCCUUAGAGACACUCGCAGCAUCCGUGACAUGGAUCAUGCAACCAUUUCAGCUGUGUGCCUGGAGUUCAAGUGCAGUGGGAUGCUGUACGAUCAGGAUCGUGUAGAUCGUACCCUGGUGAAAGUGAUCCCUCAGGGAAGUUGUAGGAGAGACAACGUAAACACAAUGCUUCAGGAUUAUCUAGUAAACCACCUGCCUCUGGCCGUCAAUAAUGACACCAAUGAGUUCACCAUGCUUGCACCUCUUGACCCUCUGGGCCAUAACUAUGGAAUCUAUACGGAGACAGAACAAGAUCCCCGAACUGCAAAGGAGAUUGCUCUUGGGCGCUGCUUUGAUGGCACCUCUGAUGGCACAUCUAGGGUCAUGAAGACCAGUGAGGGUGUAGCUCUGACUUUUACUUGUGGGGACCGUGAAGUGACACGCCAGAGUGUCUUUCAAGCUCUUCAAAGUUCUCAAAGUCAGAUAGUCACAAGUGUUGCAAGGGGAGAGAGCAGAAAGACUAGGCGCCGGCAGAGGGCCAACACGUCCCGCAGCAGCCGUAAACGCAGCACCAGAAAUCCUUGAGGAAGGCAAACACAAGUCUGAAGCUAAACACCCCAGUUAAAGGCUCGACACCAUUAGAACAUGUGG
Molecule: messenger RNA, 3579 nt
Organism: Nematolebias whitei (Rio pearlfish)
Lineage: Eukaryota; Metazoa; Chordata; Actinopteri; Cyprinodontiformes; Rivulidae
Product: cartilage intermediate layer protein, nucleotide pyrophosphohydrolase
Exons: 8
Source: RefSeq, a predicted model, not a curated record